UAGUAAUUUGAGGGAUAACCUGUAACAGUCAUGUGCUCAAAUUUUGUUUUAUUCAUUAAAUUUGUGAAAUAGUUUAAAACUGUGCAUAAAAUUCUUCCUUCUAUAAUCGACAUGGAUGAGAAUUACUUUAACGAAGCUAAGAAUUUAUCAGAAAGUGAAAAGUUAUUGCUAGCUGCCCAGAACUCUCGUUUGGUACCUGAACAUAAAGCAAAUAUGUUGGAAAUCGAAGCUAAAAAGCAUUGGGAUCUAUUUUACAAAAGAAAUGAAGACAGGUUUUUCAAAGAUCGUCACUGGACAACUAGAGAAUUUACUGAAUUAUUAGAUAAGGAUUUUGCUUUAAAAAAUGUGAUCAUUAUGGAAGUGGGUUGUGGUGUGGGUAAUUUUAUUUUUCCUUUAAUUGAAGAAGGUUUGGAUGUAUUUUUUAUUGCAUGUGAUAUCUCUCCAAGAGCUAUAGAUAUUUUAAAGAAGAACAAGUAUUUCGAUGAGAAGAAAAUAAAUGCUUUCCAAAUAGAUAUCACUACUGAAGACAUAUUUAACAGAUUAGAACUAAAUUCUGUAGAUAUAGCUACAUUAAUUUUUGUUUUGUCUGCAAUUCAUCCUGAUAAGUUUGAAUUAGCAGUGAAAAACAUUUAUAAAUUAUUGAAACCAGGUGGACUGGUUUUAUUCAGAGAUUAUGGAUUGUAUGACAUGGCACAGAUUCGUUUUAAAUCAGGGCACAAGAUUGCUGAAAACUUCUACAUGAGGCAGGAUGGCACAAGGAGUUAUUACUUUUCUAUAGAGCAUGCUUCAAGAAUAUUUACUAACCAGGGAUUUAAAUUAAUGACCUGCACUUAUGUGCAUAGAAGAACUGUAAACAAAAAAGAAAAUAUAGAUGUCCCUAGAAUAUUUGUCCAAGCAAAAUUUUCAAAACCUGGUCCAGAUACUUAAUCCUUUGUCUAAAGAUGAAAUAAAUGUAUAUUGUGUUAAUGGAAUAUCUGGUAAACAGCUUGCUCCUAAAAUUUUGCAAAACACUAGAACAGGAAAAGAUGAUUGACUUGAAGGACUAUUGCAAUGGCAUCUUCACACUUCAUAAUCCUAUUCCACAAACUUAUAUUUUGAUUAUUAUCUUUCUUAUGAUGACUGCAUAGUUCAUAUGAUUUAAACUGAUUACAAUUCUUUCGCUCCUAUCUGAUACAUUUUUAUUUAAUUUAAUUAAGUUACCAAUAAUUUGAAGUUAGUAAAAAAGAAAUUUGUUUUCCAGAUUGACUUGAAGGACUAUUGCAAUGGCAUCUUCACACUUCACCUAAUUGCAAGGACCAUUCUAAAGCCACGUUUAGGAUUCAGCAACUUUUAAAUCUUUUUGGAUUUUUUAGAGAACCUUUUAAGGCACAUUUAGGAUUUAGUUCUGAAGCCCUUUUUUGUACAGAAGUAUUGGAUGAUGAAUCAAAUAAUUGUAAUAAACUUGAUAUUGAUAAUGGUAAAGUUUAACUUUUUUCUAAGUGUUAACAUUAUUUUUUAAAUUUGCAUGGAAAAGGUAGCCUUUUCCCCAAUCUCCUCAUACAUAUAAAAAUACACUUUCUUUGAAGUUCCUUACUACUUAAAAGUACUUUGUAAUGUAAAUGUAAGUCGACAAUAAAAAUUAUUUUUCAAUAUAAAAGUAUUAACUGGAUUUUUAUAAAGACCUUACCAAAAGAAAAUGAAAAAAAAAAUUUAAAAGUGACAAUUGUUUUUACCUUUAAUUAGG
Agrilus planipennis (emerald ash borer) is the source of this 1723-nucleotide messenger RNA. RefSeq names its product methyltransferase-like protein 6. The transcript is spliced from 8 exons. Lineage: Eukaryota; Metazoa; Arthropoda; Insecta; Coleoptera; Buprestidae. Bases 112 to 927 code for a protein of 271 amino acids. The record is from RefSeq and is a predicted model, not a curated record.